AUGGAUCCAGGCAGCACCAGCACGCGACCUCCCGCAGACGAGCCCGCCUCUGCACCCAACGCCGUGGCAGCCGCGACGAGCCCGCGAGCCCUCGACGCCCCCCGACGAUGCUUCAUCUGCCUCAACGAUGAGGAGCCCACCGAUCCCCCCUCGUCCUGGGUCGACCCGUGCCCGUGCACGCUCGAGGCGCACCAGGACUGCAUGCUCUCGUGGGUUGUCGACUGCGAGCGCUCCAACAAGCCGCUCCAGUGCCCCGUCUGCAAGUCCACCAUCAGCAUGGAAGGGCCCUGGGACCCCGUCGUGAGCUUCCACGAUGCUGUGCUGCGCCGCUUCACCCGCGCCAGCCCGUUCCUGCUCGUCACCGGCUUGUCCCUGGGCGUCCAGGUCAGCUCGCAGAUGUAUGGCGCCAUGGCCAUGUGGUUGUUUUCGGGUAAGGAUGCGCUCGUCGAUUACAUGCUGGGAGGCCCGAACCAGCCCUUUGGUGGCAUAUCGUCACAUUCAUCCAAGGUUGAGAGGAUUACCAAUGCUGCCGUCCUGAUGAAUAUCGCCCCGGCUCUCCUCAUCGGCCAGCUCAUCCCCGGACUCGGGAACAAGCUCUUUGUCCCUAUGGGCUCAUUGUAUGGCAUCUACCAUGUCAUGAAUGACGACGAAUUCUUUACAUGGCCGCCAUCACCGCAACUGGCCAUCGCCGUCUUCCCCUACGUGCGGUCAAUCUAUUACAACCUUUGGCGGGAAUUUGUCUUCCCUUACGAAGUUAACCUAAACCGCCGAAUCCUCGGCCUCCCCCCUGCCGAGCCCCGACGAAACGAAAGAGGCAGAGAUAACGGCCGAAACGGCGAGCGUAACGCCGAGGGCGGCGUCGUCGGCUUUCUGCAGACUCUACUGGAUGCUCUAGACCCGGACGAGGAGGAGCAAGAAGAAGCGCGUCCGCAGGCUCAGCUUCCGCAGAUUGAGAUUGUGGAGGAGCCGGUUCCCGAAGAGCAAGUCAUCUUCGAGUUCCACUACGCUGACGUGGGUGAGGAUGACAUCUUGCUCCCCGAUGAGGACGAGCCGGUCGAAGCACAUGAGGAUGCACAUAACGAACCCCCGGCUCCAAACCAAGCCGAGCCGGCCGAACAGCAGGCAGCAGACCAGGAGCCCGCCGCCAACCACCGAGAGGCUGCCCAGCCACCACCAGCGCACCGCCCAGGGCUCGGCACCAUCCUCUCCAACAUGUCCAACGCUCUCGUCAGCGCUCUCAUCCUCCCCGGCAUCUCCUUUGCGGUUGGCGAGGCGCUACGGCUGCUGCUCCCCAAGUCCUGGACCACUUCACUGCGGCCGGGGCUGUUGCAGCACCAGUGGGGCCGCAGUCUUAUCGGAGGGUGCCUCUUCGUCGUGAUUAAGGACGUGGUGAGGCUCUACUCCAAGCACCGCAAGGUCGCGGCGAUGGGCAACCGCCGCGUCAAGAAUGUGGACAGGCGGAGGAGAGGGAAGUGA
This is a messenger RNA of Clonostachys byssicola, 1476 nucleotides long. NCBI's taxonomy places the organism in Eukaryota, Fungi, Ascomycota, Sordariomycetes, Hypocreales, Bionectriaceae. The record is from the annotation of a GenBank genome assembly.